GGAGGCACUGGGAGAAGUCUUCUGGUCAGACAGAACAGGGGCUCAGAGCUCCAGGGACCCUGCUAAAAAGCCAGACCGCACCAAAAACCCUUUGUUUGGAGCCUCCAAGCUGGAGUCGGAAAUGGGGUCCCGUGGGUCCGGGCCCACGUCUGUUGAGCAGCACCUCCUCCAGGUUGAGACCCAAGGGAAGAACGGGCUCCAGGCUGUGGGAAGAACACUGCGCUGGUUCACCACUGUGGUUCUGAACGCUGCUUUCCUGGGGAUGGGAGUGAGUGCUGCUGUGCUGGGACCCACAUUUCCGGACCUGGCAAGAAAUGUGAACCGGAACGUCAGCAGCCUUUCAGAAAUCUUCGUGGGCCGAGCCCUCGGCUACUUGUGCGGCUCUGUGGUUGGUGGAGUGCUUUUCGACUGCAUGAAUCAUUUUCUACUUUUGGGGCUGUCCAACCUGCUCACCAUAGCCGGUCUUUACCUCACUCCUUUCUGUAAAACAGCGGCCUUACUGACUACCAUGAUGUCUGUUACCGGUGUCUCCUUUGGUGUUCUGGAUACAGGUGGAAACGUCCUCAUCUUGGAUCUCUGGGGGGACAAAGGAGCCCCACAUAUGCAGGCCUUGCACUUCAGUUUCGCCUUGGGUGCCUUUCUGGCUCCCCUGCUGGCUAAGUUGGCCUGGGGUACAACAACAUCUGCUCAGAACUACACAGAACCCCAAUCAGACCGUUCAGCCUUGAACCAAUCCUUUGAAGCCACCUUAGACUCGGUGUUCGCGGUACCCGAUGACAAGAAUCUGCUGUGGACAUAUGCUUCUAUUGGCACCUAUGUUUUAGUAGUUUCUGUCUUUCUGUUUGCUCCAUUCUUUAAGAAAAACUCAAAACAGAAAAAAUCCGAGGCAUCUGCUCAGGGAGCUCGAAGGGCUAAAUAUCACAGGGCCCUGCUAUGCCUGCUCUUCCUCUUCUUCUUCUUCUAUGUGGGAGCUGAGGUGACCUACGGCUCUUUCGUAUUCUCCUUUGCUAUCACCCAUGUUGGCAUGGAAGAGAGCGAGGCAGCUGGCUUGAACUCCAUCUUCUGGGGAACCUUUGCAGCCUGCAGGGGCCUGGCCAUCUUCUUUGCAACAUUCUUACAGCCUGGAACCAUGAUUGUGUUGUGUAACAUUGGCAGCCUGGUCUCAUGUUUCUUUCUGGUGCUUUUUGACAAGAGCCCUCUUUGUCUUUGGAUUGCGACUUCUGUGUAUGGAGCCUCAAUGGCAGCCACGUUUCCCAGCAGCAUCUCCUGGAUUGAGCAGUAUACCAGCAUAAAUGGGAAAUCUGCAGCAUUUAUUUUGAUUGGCGCUGCCCUGGGACUAAUGGCAACUCCUGCACUAUCUGGAAUUCUUCAAGGCCACUAUCCAGAUCUCCCAGUAGUUCUGUAUACUUGUUUGGGCUCAGCAGUAUUAACGACUGUUUUAUUCCCUGUGAUGUAUAAAGUAGCCACCUUACCUCUGGAUCAAAAGCAGGAGAAAAGCAUCAACAGUGAGGGCCAGAAAACUUUACUUUCUAGCUUUAGGCUAAUCAAGGAAGCUAAAUGAAAGUGGAAGGUGGAAAGGGGUGUGUGUGUGUGUGUGUGUGUGUGUGUGUGUGUGUGUGUGUGUGUGUGCUGUAUGUGCACACAUGCAAUGGAUUUUGCAGUGGUUAAAAUGAAGAAUGAGACAUUCUCUAAUAGAAAUAUAGUAGAAAUGUUUUUUAUAAAACCCACAGCCAAGGUCUCCAAGCUACUCUCCUGAGACACUCUGCAGCCUGUGUCCUCUCCAGCUGACAGUGAGUAUGCAGUCAUGAGCACCAGGUCUCCUGAGACUCCUUACACUGCCCCUAUUGAAGUUAUCUCCCCAACCCAUGAUUCCAGAAAAGAAAAGAAAAGAAAAGAAAAGAAAAGAAAAGAAAAGAAAAGAAAAGAAAAGAAGAGAAAAGAGAAGAGGAGAGGAGAGGAGAGGAGAGGAGAGGAGAGGUUAGGAGAGGAGAGAAGAGAAGAGAAGAGAAGAGAAGAGAAGAGAAGAGAAGAGAAGAGAAGAGAAGAGAAGAGAAGUAUUUUUAAAAUAAAACCCAUGACCUCUAUAAUUCCUGUAAGACAGCUCUGAGAAAUUAAUGUAAUUGCCAGCCAAUUCUUAAUUUCAAUGAAGUGAGACAUGAAACAGAAAUAGCUUUAAGAGUGUACUCUUGAACUGGCGAGAUGGCUCAGCGGUUAGGAGCACCAACUGCUCUUCCAGAGGUCCUGAGUUUAAUUCCCAGCAACUACACUGUGGCUCAUAACCAUCUGUAAUGAGAUCUGGUGUAUCUGAAGACAGCUACAGUGUAUAUAAAAUAAAUAAAUAAUAAAUACGUAAAUAUUCAAAAAAAGAGAGAGAAUAUGCUCCUAUUGUGAACAUGGAACCAUCUAAUAUAUUUAAUAAUAUACUCUGGUUCUAAUUUUCUGAGAAGUGAUUUUUAAAGCUAUAUUUCACCAAUUCUAACUAUAAAAUUAUGAUACUCCUUAUAAUAAGUGUUGGUUCAACAUUGCAGCAAGGCUAAUCAACAGUUCCCUGCAUCUUCAUAUAUAAAAUGUUGAAUCUCAUGAUUUGAUCCAAGAAAACAUCACUAUUUACUGUAUUAAGAUUAUGAAGACACCUAGUUCAACAUUAUUUUUCUAUUAUCUUUGGCAUGUGUCUGUUGUACAUAACACUGGGUUUCAUCAGAGCUGGGAGCUGGAGACUACACAGUGUCUUUUCAGGCCCUUGAACUACUCUACAGCUUGGGUUUGUGCUUUAUUAUUUCCGGGUUUGAUUCUUACUGGUUUUGAGUCGUAGCUAUGCCAUAAGCAUUGCAAACGUUUGACGAUUUUACUUUUAUUUUUUCCUAUGUCUUUGUGUGCAUGCAUAUGUGUCUGCAUGUUCUCAUGUGUGCAGAUGCCUAGGGAGGCCAGAGGUUGACAUUGAGAGUUUACCUUGAUUGUUCUUCACUAAGGCAAACUGCCUGAAUUGACAAGAUCUCUGACACUCCUGUCUGGCUAGCCACUGUGUCUUAGAGACCCUUGUCUCUGCUCCCUGAGGGUCCCUGCCAUUACAGAAGGACAGCUACAACUAUCUGGGAUUUAGGCAGUGUCUGGAGAUCUAGACUCUGGUCCUCACACUUGAAAGAUAAGUAUUCUAAGCACUGAGCCAUCUCCCCAGCAGCACCGUGUUAAUCUGCAGUUCUCAUCAUCUGAGGCUCCUCUUCCCUGAGUUUAGAGCCCCUGGGAAUGUGAGGAGUGGGUGUGGCCGCAGCCCUAUGAUGGCGCCCAGGACUGCUGCCAAGUCUUAUGACUGGCACCUGACUUCCUCAUAUCCCUCAAGAUAGCCACGUACCUUGAGCUGCAUUGCGCAGAUGCACCACAACGUAAGAUCGGAUGAUGUGACAAAAGUAGUCCUGAGCCAAUGAACGGUGCCUACGUGGACUGGGGUGAUGGGGAGAGGACUAGAGGGUAUAAAGGGGGAUGGCGGAGAGUGGUGGGGCAUUCUUCUUCCUGCACAUUGUUAAGUUCCUGAAUAAACUGCCUUGAGAAGGACA
This is a messenger RNA of Mus musculus (house mouse), 3551 nucleotides long. It is a transcript of the gene Slc60a2c, whose product is annotated as major facilitator superfamily domain containing 4B5. NCBI's taxonomy places the organism in Eukaryota, Metazoa, Chordata, Mammalia, Rodentia, Muridae. Gene Ontology annotation, cellular component: apical plasma membrane. The transcript has 4 exons. Gene Ontology annotation, molecular function: transmembrane transporter activity. Gene Ontology annotation, biological process: transmembrane transport; sodium ion transmembrane transport. The coding region runs from base 122 to 1561 and encodes 479 amino acids. The record is from RefSeq and is marked validated.